AUUUUUAUAAUUUUUCGUUAGCAGAUGGACGUGCCAAUAAUUUCAGCAAAGUUGACAUAUCGCGACGGACAAACAAUUGAUUUUCUUCAUCCCAAGAAUGGACGGGAUUUAGAAUUGAGCACUGAUUUAAAACUAUUACAAGACGAUGUUAAUAAUGUAUUAACUGACCUGGUGUUGCUUGAAAAAAAAGAAAAUAAUAAACCAGCUGUUCAGGAAAACUCUUCUUGCGACGAAGAAAGUGAUUCUAAUGAUAAUAACAAUACAGAGCCGAAAGAGAAAAAAUUGAAAAAUCAAUAAGUUUUGAUGGAUGACACCAUUAUAAAACCAUAUAUUUCGAAACGAAAAAGAAAAAGUGCUCAAAAACGUGAAACGGAUGUUGUAAAAGGGGUUAGGGAACAGCCGAAUUCUGAAGAUAUUAAAAAGAUAUUUUUAACCGAUGAUGUUGUAUAUCAAAAUACCUUGAGGAAUCCUCAUGGAAACAGAUGUUCUAAGUUUCUCAGUCAAUGUAAAGUUAUUACUGAUGGCCCACUAUGGAAAAUCAAGUGGUGUAAAAAAUUCAGUCAUCUGCUUUCAACAACCUCACAUAAUUCUAUCAGAUUGUAUGAUGUUAUGAAAGGUAGUGAGAUGCGUUGUGUGUUCGAUUCAUCGUUAAGUGGUGAUGCUCGUUCCUACAAAGAUCUUGAUUGGUCCAGGUCAUCACGACAGAUUGUGGCUUGCUCAUUUGAUAAAACGAUAGAAACUUGGGAUUUUUUGUGCUCAGGAAACCAAUCUCUUUGUAUAUCAUUACCAGAGAUUCCUUCUGUAGUAAGAUGGUCAAAUGAAGAUGAUAACCUGUUACUCGUUGGUGGUGCAAAUUCUUUUCUUGCGUCUUAUGAUAUUCGCAGUGGUAGAAAGGCUAUAUCGUAUAAAUCUCAGUUUGGUAAUCUUUUAAGUAUUGAUUCAUUUUCCGACACUGGAACAUUUGUUGCCACGGGUGACGUCGUGAGCAGGCAAUCAGCUCAAUAUUCAAUCAUUGUUUGGGACUUUGCCACUGGAGCUAAAUUAUCUGACCAAAUAUUUCAGGAGCGUUAUUCUUGUCCGGCUGUGAGUGUCCAUCCCAGUGAGACAUCGUUUCUAGCUCAGACGAAUGGAAAUUAUAUAGCACGGUUUAAUGCAACAAGUCCAUAUCGACUGGAUAAAUAUUUACGGUACGAUCAACAUACAGUAGAAGGUUACCCUGUUGGUUUUGAUAUAUCACCUGAUGGUACUAUAGUGGUGUCAGGCAGUUCAGAUGGAUCUGUUGUGUUUUAUAAAUAUACAUCUGGUGCUGUAUUGAAAAGAAUAAUGCUCCAAGAUAAUAUUAGUUUUCGAAAUCUCGGUACCAGUUCUUCUGGGACUAGUGUGCAAAAAUCACCUAUUGUUUCGGUACAGUUUCACCCUGUUUUACAAAGCAUGGUAGCCGUAAGUGAUUGGACCGGAAAAUUGCACUUGUUGAAAUAGCAAUCGAAAACAGUUUUUAUGACAUUGUGUCAAAUUUGCAGAGAUGACUAAAACUUUAGUAUACUUUGUUGCAUUCUGAAUGCUAGAUGGAAUUUUAAAUUUGCAUGAAAGAAGUCAUUUGCAUGAAAGAAGAUUUUUUUUUCAAAUAUGAUGGGCCUAUACAGGAAUAUUUAAAAAUUGAAGGAAAUCGUUGUUUUAUUCUGUCCCAGUUAUGCUUCAUUUCCAAAUUGAGCAUGUCUUUGUGACGUCUGUUUGUUUUCAUGUAAUUAUCCAAAUAAUUAUGUCCUAUACUGUCAAGUAGAUAUGACUAGAAAAUUUUGUUUUUUUUUGCGUAUCCUGAUUUGCACACUAGUGUCUUUGUCAUAAUACCGUAGUUGUUCAUUGUUAUACCCAGUAAAAUGAUACUCAAUUGAACUCAAUUUUGAGAGUGGUGUUCUUAUGAUCUCUUUCUUUAUAUUGUUUGCCUAUCAUAAUUCAAUACUAUUGCCAUUCUUUUUAGAAA
This is a messenger RNA of Styela clava, 1981 nucleotides long. Its product is annotated as WD repeat-containing protein 25-like. The record is from RefSeq and is a predicted model, not a curated record. Gene Ontology annotation, molecular function: protein binding. NCBI's taxonomy places the organism in Eukaryota, Metazoa, Chordata, Ascidiacea, Stolidobranchia, Styelidae.